CCAUGCCUGUCCCUAUGGUUUAAAGGGUCAUAAAUAUCUACCUUUUGGGACAGAUUGAAACAGAGCACCUGAGAACAGUGCGGGGGAAGAGAUUAUAGCCAGUACUAAUAAACGUGGAUGUCAUUCACAAAAAGGCACCAGCUGAUCAUGUGUGUCUAUCCACAGCGACGGCUCCUUCCCGUAUGACCCUGUCUCCUGGCAGCAAGGCACCAAUCAACCGGCAGGUUCCCUCUCCGUGGUAACAACUGUGUGGGGGGUGACCAAUCCUUCGCCCAGCCAGGUCUUGGGUGCUCCCAUGGGCCCCGGCGGAAACUCAGCAGGUGGCCACAUGAUGUCCGGAGGCGGGGCUGGCAUGAGCUCGCCGCAGUUCAUGGCUCAGCAGGGCUACCCCGAGGCCAGCAAGGGCUACAUGCAGCAGGCGCUGUACGGCCGCUCCGGGGGGGGCUAUCCGGCGGGGCCUGGGCCCGGAUACGGCGGCAGCUACCCUAACAGCGGUGGGGGCUCCAUGGGGAUGCCUCCCCACGGUGUGCGCCCGCCAACCGACUUCACGCAGGCCGCAGCCGCCGCUGCAGUGGCAGCCGCUGCAGCCACAGCAACAGCAACAGCGACGGCCACAGUAGCGGCCAUACAGGAGAAGCAGAACCACGAGCUGAAUUACGGGCCGAUGGGUGGUGGCCCCUCCUACAACAGCCAGUUCCUGCCUCACACGGGGCCCCGGGGCCCCCCUGCUAUGGCCCCCGGCGGCAUGGUCCCCUCCCGAGCACCGUCCAUGGGGCCUAUGUACAGUGGGCAGGGCCAGAGGAUGCAGCAGCACCCAGGCUACCCCGGCGCUCAGCCUGGCCCCCCCCGGCCACAGCACGGCAUGAAGCGUCCCUAUACCUCCGAGGCGCAGGGUUUCCCUGGGCAACAGUACGGCCCUGGCGUGGGUGCUGGGGGUCCGUACCCCAACCAGGCCAUGCAGUACCAUGGCCCCGGGUCGCAGCGCCCUGCCCCGUCACCUUCCUAUGCCGGCCACAGGAUGCCCCUGCAGCCGGGCAACAUGGGCCAGUACCCCCCAGGACCAGGAAACCCGGGACAGUACUACAAGACGGAGUUCAACGGGCAGGGAAACUCCCUGUCAGCCCUGACGGCGGGUGGUGCGGGGGGUGGGGGCUACAAUACUUUCAAUCAGCCUGCCGUCAAUGGACCGGGCCGAGGGAUGGCAGGCUAUCCCAGUUCGCCGCUCCCCGGGAACCCCACCCCACCUAUGACGCCAGGCAGCUCCAUGCCCCCCUACAUGUCUCCCGGCCAAGACGUCAAAUCUCCAUUCCUGCCUGACGUCAAGCCCAACAUGAACGCUCUGCCGCCCCCUACAGGGAACCCCAGUGACGACCUACGGCUGACUUUCCCCGUGCGGGACGGUGUGGUUCUGGAACCAUUCCGCCUGGAGCACAACCUGGCCGUCAGCAACCACGUCUUCCAGCUGCGCGACUCUGUCUACAAGACACUCAUGUUGAGGCCAGACCUGGAACUGCAGUUCAAGUGCUACCAUCACGAGGACCGGCAGAUGAACACCAACUGGCCGGCCUCAGUGCAGGUCAGCGUCAACGCGACGCCCCUCACCAUCGAGCGCGGCGACAACAAGACGUCCCACAAGCCCCUGUACCUGAAGCACGUUUGCCAGCCAGGCCGGAACACCAUCCAGAUCACCGUCACUGCCUGCUGCUGCUCGCACCUCUUCGUGCUGCAGCUGGUGCACAGGCCGUCCGUUCGCUCUGUCCUGCAGGGCCUCAUGAAGAAACGCUUGCUACCGGCCGAGCACUGCGUCACCAAGAUAAAGAGGAACUUCAGCAGCGGCACCAUCCCCGGCACCCCCGGCCUCAAUGGGGAGGAUGGCGUGGAGCAGACAGCCAUUAAGGUGUCCCUCAAGUGUCCCAUCACCUUCCGGCGCAUUCAGCUGCCAGCUCGUGGUCACGACUGCAGACACAUACAGUGCUUCGACCUGGAAUCUUAUCUGCAGCUGAACUGUGAGAGAGGAACCUGGCGCUGCCCUGUGUGCAAUAAGACUGCUCUUCUUGAGGGCCUGGAAGUGGACCAGUACAUGCUAGGGAUUCUCAUCUACAUCCAAAACUCGGAUUAUGAAGAGAUCACGAUUGACCCAGUGUGCAGCUGGAAGCCUGUUCCAGUGAAACCCGACCUACACAUCAAGGAGGACCCGGAUGGGCCGGCCCUGAAGCGCUGUCGAACCUUGAGCCCCAGUCACAUGAUCCUGCCCAGCGUCAUGGAGAUGAUUGCUGCCUUAGGUCCAGCCUCCUCACCAUACCUCUCUUUACCACAAGGUGGCAGCAGUAACACACCGGACUACCCAACCCAGACCGGAUCGGCAUACCCCAACCAGCAGGGGUUUUCUGACUUCCCCAAUGCCCCCGGAACCCCGACCCUUGCGGAGUUCUCCACAGGGCCACCUCCACUGUCCUACCAGUCAGACUUGCCCAGUGGUCUUCUCACCCCUGAGAAGCCAGCGGGGCACCCCAUGCCUGCCCAGAUGGCCCACCCUGGUCGCAUGGACCCAUCCCAUAAUCCUCUUCAGCAGCAGCAGCAGCCGCCGCCGCAGCAACAACAGCAGCCUCAGCAGGGCCUGCAUGGCGCCCCACACCUGGGGGGACCGGGAGGGCCCACGCACUCCCGCAACCCCUCACAGAACCCUCGCGUCCAUGCGGACAGCUCCUUUGGGCUCGGUACACCAGGGGCCCCCGGAGAGGUUCCAGAACCUUCCCUGGAUCUUCUCCCUGAACUGACGAAUCCGGACGAGCUGCUGUCGUACCUUGGGCCGCCCGACCUCCCCAACAACAGCAACGACGACCUGCUGUCCCUCUUUGAGAACAACUGAGUCCUUGCAACUCUGUCUCCCAUGAUCCUCUGCAACACUCCAAAAAAGAAAGGGGGGGGGGGACAAAACGCCCAGCAUCUUUGGAGAAUUUUGCGGCUGGGUU
Molecule: messenger RNA, 2972 nt
Organism: Brienomyrus brachyistius
Lineage: Eukaryota; Metazoa; Chordata; Actinopteri; Osteoglossiformes; Mormyridae
Gene: zmiz2
Product: zinc finger, MIZ-type containing 2
Exons: 17
Coding region: 296-2869 (857 amino acids)
Biological process (GO): protein sumoylation; regulation of transcription by RNA polymerase II
Molecular function (GO): zinc ion binding; SUMO ligase activity
Source: RefSeq, a predicted model, not a curated record